This is a messenger RNA of Spodoptera exigua (beet armyworm), 2119 nucleotides long. Lineage: Eukaryota; Metazoa; Arthropoda; Insecta; Lepidoptera; Noctuidae. The record is from the annotation of a GenBank genome assembly.
AUGGCAACUCAGUCACCGCCUAAUAUUUCAGCUCGUAUAUUUUACGGACUAAGUACAGAUAUUCAGUACAAUGCACAUUAUUUGACUGAAUCUGAAAUUCUGUACCCGGCUGGUGGUGUGAUCGUGAUUCACAACCAUCUCCAGAAGAAACAGAAGUUUAUCAGACUCCAAGAUAAACAUAAACCUAUCAAGUCUUUGGUUCUUGCUCCAAAUAGACGAUGGCUCGCUUUAAACGAGAUUGCCGAAGAAGGGCAAAAGCCUAUAAUUACAAUUUACGACCUUACCACGUACAAACGACGAAAGAUUUUGACGGUACCCUUCGAGAACUCACAAGCGAGAGAAUUCGCGUGUGUACAGUUUACCCAUGACUCGAAAUAUCUUGUAGCUAUUACGGGAGAACCAGACUGGUACUUGUAUUAUUACAACUGGGACAAGGGUAAGGUUGAGAGCCACGCUAAAGCGCAAAACCCUAGCGGUCAAGGCAUUGUUUCGAGCAUCAACAUAACUAGCUGCAUGUGGCUGACGCCGGACCGCAUCUUGUUCGGGACUGACAAAGGAAUGAUUAUGAUGGUUGAAAACGGGGAACUUCGACAGAACUGCGUGUUUCGAGCGUCAGAAGUUAUGGAGAUGUCGCUAAAGAAAGUAGAGGCAGAACAUACCCGAGAAAACCCGCUGUGGUCUAAGCUUGACGACAUACAACACAUUGCCAUUGAUCCUAAUCAAGAAACUCUGCUUAUUACAACGUUGAGGAAACAACUGUACUAUGUCAAGUUAUUUGGACAGCAUAUGUUGCAGAAUCCAGAAAUAUCAUUUACAGAACUGGGACCAGCAAUGCAUUAUGGUCGGAUAAACUCAUUGUCAAUGUGUGCUUGGAAACCAAUAUUUAUGACGUCAGGAGAAAUGGAUAAGAGCAUAAGGAUUUGGAACUACAUGACUGAUGACGUGGAGAUGAUAAAGUUGUAUCAGGAGGAAAUCCAUUGUGUGUCCUUACAUCCCACUGGUCUGUUUGCUAUAGUUGGUUUCUCGGAUAAACUACGUUUUAUGGUGGUUUUGAUAGACGACUUCGAAGUGAUGAGAGAGUUUCCUAUAAGGAAUUGUAAACAAGCCAAGUUUAGUACGAACGGACAAAUGUUUGCCGCUGUCAACGGUCAAGUCAUUCAAGUGAACGGCAAAACAAUUUAUGGUGUAGGGUCAGAUGGGGAAAUUAAAGAAAUUGGUGCUAACACUAUUAGAAGAAACAUGGGACUAAUUGGCGCUCCACUCGAUACCGUGAUAUUAUCACGGUCGGACUUGAUGCUAUUCAUCAGUGGUGGCCUUGGAGGCAUCACCUCCAUACAGCUACCAUUGCUAGACAAACCUAUAUUUAAUGAGUUUCACAUGCACAAUAAGAAAGUAACCUGUAUAGCACUUUCUUAUGACGACCAGACCUUGGUAUCAGUUGCCGAAGAUGCUUCUAUAUGCGUAUGGAGACUCACAAACGCUGAUGGUAGAGCUAUUGCUCUAGACAAGGACUUUGCAUACUCAAAAGAAAUAUUAAUCAGCAAGAGAGAUCUACAAGAGAAAAUAAACAACAUAAAUUUGUUGAGUACGCGCAUGAAUGAACUGGAAACGGAGCAUACGUAUCAACUACGACAAGCAGAAGCGACACAAGCAGAAAAACUGAAAGAGGUCCACGAAGGCUACUGCGCAGCUAUCGAAGAACUUAAGGAAAAGAAUGAGCAAAUGGAAAACGAACACACUCACGAAAUAGGCAUGAUUCAACAAGAUAUCGCGAAGUUGCGGUCAGGCCACGAGAGAACGUUGCAAGCUUUAGAAGCUGACUUCAAUGUCAGACUCAUUGGCGAGUAUGACAGAUACCAGAGCCUUGAAGACAAGACGGCUAGAAUGCGCAAAGAUUACGAGCAGAGGCUUGAAGAACUAGCCGAAAGUAAACGACUCGCUCUCAGGGAAAUGAAUAAAAUGUUCGAAGCAAAGUUGGAGGAGAAAGAGCUUAUGUUGCAAGAGGUAGGCACGCGAAACUGAAACUAAUUCCCAAUAAUUACAUUGUCCCAAAUCGUUGGAAAUUGAUUUGUGAAAUUGUAAUUAUUGUGACAGCAGCGAUAUUUGGUAACCUAACUAG